AAAAGCAACUGUAACAACCCAGACACCAGAGCGGUCCUAGACCUACAAGCAGGACAGCUAGACACAGCACAAUGGCACUGAACAUGCGGAUCCAGGCUGCCUGCCUCCUGCUCCUCCUCCUGACCAGCCUUACCAGUGCCUCAGUUCUCCAUCAGACAAAACAGCUUGCAGAUCUCCAGACUCAGGACACAGCUGGAGCCUCAGCUGGCUUGACGUCUGGGCUCCAGAGGCUGAGGAGACGAGACACCCACUUCCCCAUCUGCAUCUUCUGUUGUGGUUGCUGUCAUAAAUCAAAGUGUGGGAUCUGCUGCAAGACGUAGAGCCUCUUGGCCCUCCUCUUCCUCCCUUAUUUAUUCCUGUCACCCUCCAACACUUGGUGAAUGGUCUCAGAAUAAAAUAGCUGGUUCUAGCUUUUGUUUUCCAAA
Artibeus jamaicensis (Jamaican fruit-eating bat) is the source of this 425-nucleotide messenger RNA. RefSeq names its product hepcidin antimicrobial peptide (gene HAMP). The transcript has 3 exons. The record is from RefSeq and is a predicted model, not a curated record. Gene Ontology annotation, cellular component: extracellular region. Gene Ontology annotation, biological process: intracellular iron ion homeostasis. Lineage: Eukaryota; Metazoa; Chordata; Mammalia; Chiroptera; Phyllostomidae. Bases 72 to 320 code for a protein of 82 amino acids.